UGGUUCAGCUUCCUUGCUCCCGAGACUUUUCUAUUUUGGUUCCCUGUGUCAUGUGAUCCCUCCAGCCAGUGGGAGCCCCGCAGAGGGAAUGGCAACCGCCUGCUGGGAUCAAUGUGGACUGCCAGCUGCCGAUCUUGCUGUUGACAGUAAAAGCAGAUAUGUCCGUUGCUCACUGCCACUAGCACUGACCAUGACCCUUCACACCAAAACCUCUGGAGUUACCCUGCUGCACCAGAUUCAAGGCACUGAACUGGAGACACUGGGCAGACCUCAGCUGAAGAUUCCCCUGGAAAGAUCGCUCAGCGACAUGUACGUGGAGAGCAACAAGACAGGAGUUUUUAACUACCCAGAAGGGGCCACUUACGAUUUUGGUACUACGGCUCCAGUGUACAGCUCUACUACUCUCAGUUAUGCCCCCACUUCUGAAUCUUUUGGGUCCAGCAGUCUGGCAGGAUUUCACUCUCUGAACAAUGUCCCACCAAGCCCGGUGGUGUUCUUGCAAACGGCGCCCCAGCUUUCACCCUUCAUCCAUCAUCACAGCCAACAGGUACCCUACUACCUUGAAAACGAACAGGGCAGUUUUGGGAUGAGGGAAGCUGCUCCUCCAGCCUUCUACAGGCCAAGCUCUGAUAACAGGCGCCACAGCAUCCGGGAGAGGAUGUCCAGUACCAACGAGAAAGGGAGCCUGUCCAUGGAGUCCACCAAGGAGACGCGGUACUGUGCUGUCUGCAACGACUACGCUUCAGGCUACCAUUAUGGGGUCUGGUCUUGUGAGGGCUGCAAAGCUUUUUUCAAAAGGAGUAUUCAAGGGCAUAAUGACUACAUGUGUCCUGCUACCAACCAGUGCACCAUCGACAAGAACAGAAGAAAGAGUUGCCAGGCUUGCCGACUAAGAAAAUGCUAUGAAGUGGGAAUGAUGAAAGGUGGAAUCCGGAAAGAUCGCAGAGGUGGGCGAAUGAUGAAACAAAAACGUCAAAGAGAGGAGCAGGAUUCCAGGAAUGGGGAGGCUUCUUCUACGGAGCUGCGAGCUCCCACCAUUUGGACAAGUCCACUGGUGGUCAAACAUAACAAGAAGAACAGUCCAGCCCUGUCCCUGACGGCAGAACAGAUGGUCAGUGCCUUGCUGGAAGCUGAGCCACCCAUAGUUUAUUCUGAAUAUGACCCAAAUAGACCAUUCAACGAAGCUUCUAUGAUGACCCUGUUGACCAACCUUGCAGACAGAGAAUUAGUGCACAUGAUCAACUGGGCAAAGAGAGUUCCAGGAUUUGUGGAUUUAACACUCCAUGAUCAGGUCCAUCUACUGGAAUGUGCUUGGUUAGAGAUACUGAUGAUCGGCUUAGUUUGGCGCUCCAUGGAACACCCAGGAAAACUUUUAUUUGCACCCAACCUGUUACUGGACAGGAAUCAAGGGAAAUGCGUAGAAGGCAUGGUGGAAAUCUUUGACAUGCUGCUGGCUACUGCUGCUCGGUUUCGCAUGAUGAACCUUCAAGGAGAGGAAUUUGUGUGCCUUAAGUCCAUCAUCCUGCUCAAUUCUGGUGUGUACACUUUUCUUUCCAGCACCUUAAAAUCCCUGGAAGAGAGAGACUAUAUUCACCGUGUUCUGGACAAAAUCACAGACACUCUGAUACACUUAAUGGCUAAGUCAGGUCUUUCUCUGCAGCAGCAACACAGACGACUGGCUCAGCUCCUCCUCAUCCUCUCUCACAUCAGACACAUGAGCAACAAAGGAAUGGAGCACCUGUACAAUAUGAAGUGCAAAAAUGUAGUUCCACUCUAUGAUCUCUUGCUGGAGAUGCUGGACGCUCACCGACUGCACGCCCCAGCAGCCAGGAGUGCUGCACCCACGGAAGAGGAGAACCGGAGCCAACUGACAACUGCAUCAGCUUCAUCUCAUUCCUUGCAGUCCUUUUAUAUAAAUAGCAAAGAAGAGGAGAAUAUGCAGAAUACAAUAUAAACAAAAGUCAACAUAUACAAUGGUAUGAGAAACCCAGCAGCGUACUACUUAGCUCAUGCUUCAUUUCUUCUAUAGUGCCACCCGUGUAAACACUCCAAUGACAAAAGUCACCUGCAAUUUCCAUUUGAGUGUUUGUAAAGUGCUUGCCUGAAUUGAUUGCUUAUCCUAAACAGAAGACAUUUCAUUGCUAUGGACAGCCAGCAAGGAUUGUCAGGCUAACUUGAUUUAAAUUUUGCAGUGUUUUUAAUUUAAUUUUGCAUGUAAAUUGGGUAAGUCCUAAUCUAAACUGAAUGUUUAUUUUGCUAUCUAUUAAUAGGCCAUACACCCAUGUGUAUUGACUUCUUCAUGAGUGGUAGUCUGUGCUGAUACCUGCCCCAAAUUCUGAGCUUGCUUAAUCCUUUACUUGCUUGAAACUUUGAAGCAGUUUCCGACCAAAAGAGAUUCUGGAUGACUUUUUUGGGGGUUAAAUGGAAAGUUCGUUGGCAUCCUAGUGAAACUGAACUGCUAGUGACUGUCUUGGGAGUUUAGAUUCCUGCCUCUCUUCUUCCUACAGUAGAAAGGAACUCCUGUCUGUAAACAAUACUGGUUUACCUUGCUGGCUUACAUCACCAAACAACUCCCUCUCAUGACCAAACUUUCAGGCCUCCUUACCAUAUCCUCUAGCCAAAUGGCAUUGUGUGUAUCUUGUCUGAUCCUACAAAAUUAAAUUGUUCUGUUGCCUGGCAGCGUGUAAAUCAAGGGCAACACAACAAACAGUGAUAACAUAGACAAUUACUCUUAAAUGAGACUAGAUGAUUACAAAAAUCAUCAGGUCUUAAAAAACAAAAAAGAAAAAAAAAAGAAAAAAGUCUUCACACAUGUAUAUCAUCCAGCACUCUUUUAUUAAAAAAUCUCCCCCUGUCCUUUGCUUGUGCUACAAGCCAGGGGGGUGAGGAUGCCUGUGCAAGACUGGCACAGCAGGGUGGGAUGGGCCUGUCCCACUUGGUAGAGCAUGGCCUGGCCUAGCAUGGGAGGGCUGGCAGCACAGCCAGAGCAGGAGGCUUUGCAGUGCCUUGGCUUGCUUUGGCUCUUGUUGGGGCAUGCUCAGAAACCCCUGUUAAGAGCCAGCUCACCUGUGUCACCAGAACUGGCCAAUGAGCCUCAGAUAUGGUGAAGACUCUGGGACUGCAUGUCCAGGAAGAUAAAUCUGGCUUUCUCCAUGCAUGUGUAUAACUGUUUUUCAUAAGCAUUAGUCAGAUUCUUCAGACCAACUGUAAAUAUACAAAAGGUCCACCGACAUCAAGAGUUUCAGCAAGACAUGAAGGAGAGAGACUGAAGAAUUCCAUACUAUGUGCUCUUCAAAGUAGGAGUUGGUGCUGCUGUUCAACUACUUCUAUGCUAGAAAAUUAAAUGUGUCAGGGAACGUUGCUGGGUACUGGACUGUGACUAUUACAUAUGCUGGGGAUAUUUUAUUAGUCUAAUGAUAAACUUUGCCUGUGCUAUCUGCACUUCUGGUUUCCAGGUGCAGUUUUGGUGUUAGCACAGACCAGGGACUGUUCCAAUAGCUGGUUGGAAGCGACCACCCUGCCAGCAAGGACGUUUCAUAGCACGUGCAUAGGCUCCUCCAUAGCAGCUGGGCACAGUGCCAGAGAAGGGUUCAGGGAUGCUUCUUUUACUGCUAUAGUUGAAACCUUUAUGUUAGAUUACAUUGAUUGGACUAUCCUGUAGUAACUAAAUAUAGGAAAUAGUGCAACUAAUGCUGUACAGGAGUGCCUAUGUCUGAUUAUGCUCCCUGUUACACACAGUCUGUGUGCAGUGGGAUUGAGUUACAUAGCAGUUGUCAAGGCAGCAGGGCAUAGGAUGAGUUUGUGCUCCAAGUCAAGGAUUCAAUUAUUUAGUGAAUGUUCAUAAUGAUGUCUAUAACAGUUUCAUGUAGAUAUCCAAGGAUAUGCACAAAGUCUGAAGCUAGAUGCUACCUGCCUUUGAGAAGAUUCCUCAAAAAAUGUGCAAGCCUAAGCAUGUGAAGCAAUCACUGUAAGUUAACAGGCCUUUUAUUGAUGCAUAUUAUAGUGUACUUUUUUUCUAAAUGUGCCAAAAAAUUUGUCUUUUUGUGUAUUCAGUAAGAGUGUGUGUGUCUGUGUGUGUGUGUGCACUCAAACUUGGUACCUAAGGGCUUUUGGAAAGCUCCUAAAUGCCUUGAAAGAAAAUGCACAUUUUGUUUUGUAGCUGGUUUUCAAAUUUAUUAGAAAAAUCAUGAAUGCCCUGAAAUGAGUGCAGGCUAAAAGAUCUGAACAGAGUACAGGAAUCCCUGUAGUUAUACUUAUGUGCUUACACCAUCCUUAUUCACUUGUAGCCUAGUGUGUGUUAGAGCUGCUUUUUAAAUACUGUACAUGCAACUUGGUGUUCUCUGUGAUGGAACACACAGAUCAAGCUCAUAAGCUGCAAGGCAAAUUGGUUUCAAUGCAUGCCUCCCUUCCUACAUCCCAGAAGAGUUCAUUACAUUGAUUCAAGUGUAAAUUUAGCCAGAAGGAAAAAGAAGUCGUUCAUAGAGAGCAACUCCCAACAGAGAGUUAGAUUCUCAUGGUACUUACAUAGGGCAAGCACCACUGCACUCUACAGAUUUUGCCGGUGAAGCUGGAUAAGCGUGAGUUGAAGUGGUGUGCAGCAAACAGAAGGGUAUCAUAAAGUGUCUUGGAACAUAAGAAAUAAUCAGUCAGCUCACAGUCUUAAUUGUGAAUGUUUUCCUAGGCUCAGUCCUUGAAAGGAAAUAAUUUAGAUUCAACCAGUCCUCCCAUGUUUGUGGUGACAACAGUGAAAGGAAUCCAGGAAAGAAAAACAGUGAUUCCCAGUAAUACGUUAAUUUACCUUGGGGCAGUUUCAGGAUCUGUGGCAUUAACUUGUCCACUAUAUUCUAACUGAAGUAGCACCUUAUUGAGUAUAGUAAUCUUCCCGUAGUUAUCUAUAAAGAUGAUUGUCCACAUAUCAGACAGCUGAAUGUAGCUAUUCAAUUGAUUUAACAAAGUCUAUGAUACAAAAAUGGCAACAACUUUUUAUUAUGUAAUUAUGAAUUAUGCUCUUGUGUAUGCAAACAAUUGUGCCUGACAUUUGGUAACUGUUAUUUCACAGGAUGCUAUAUGUGUGUGUGUGUAUAUAUAUAUAUACAUAUAUACUUUAUAUUUGCAGCUGACAAACCAGUACUACCUGAAUACCUGGUGCUGGAUAUGAAACAAAAAUAUAUAUCAUAUAUAAAAAAAAAAAGAAAUAAAACUAUUUAAGGCAGCUAAUUAUGCUUUUACCAAAACAUUCAUAGUGAUGUCUCUGGACAGCUAAUGAAAGAAUUAUUUUAUAAAGUUUAUACAUGAAGUUUUUUAAAAAAGAAAAAAACCAAACAAACCACACAACAAAAACCAAAAGAUCCCCUAGAAACAUAGGCAAUGGAAUACCAGCACAAGCCAAACAAAACAGACCAGAUGAACUUGCUUUGCCUGAGAAUAUGGUCAUUACUGAAUUAUUACAAAAAGGAGGCAGGAAGGGGAAAUAUGAUGCAAAGCACUUAGUGGUGCCUGAGUUUCCACCAAUAUGUGAAAGCUACUUUGGUUUGUAGUGGUUCGAGCCAUGUUGUGAUGUUGCAGACUUUGUCUCAGGUAAAUCUCCCCAUUGGGGCAGUAGGAUUUGUACUGGUGUAAAAUAAUUUAAUGAGAGUUUCUUGGUGUGUGUUUGUUGUAAAUUUACUAUUAUGUUUCAGUGACAUCUCUUGAUGAUUUUUCUCCUUCUGUACACUGAAGAGUUUAAUAAUUUAAAAAUACAAUUAAAAAAAAAAAGUUAACUGAGUUCCUAAGGUUAUUUCAAGGACUGUCAUCACAUCAUCGGACUUUAAAUGGAAAAAAGAAAAGAAAAAACCCAGAUCACACCUCUAUCCUCCAACUUUCUUUGUAUUGAAGCCUCCAUCCAUUCCAGCUGAUGCCGACUGAUUCCUUAGGAGUUGUGCCAUAUGUUAAAAAUCAAGCAAACUACCAGCAAAGUAAAAAUUCUGCCUCACUGGGCCUUAGUCUUAUCACAGGCUUUGGUAGGAAUAUAGCAAGCCUCUCUUGUGUAUAUAAUAUCCUGCUUUAAAAUUAAGAUGCAACCCAACCUGAAGCUAAUGGGAUUUUGUAUAUAAGGUAUUAUCAGCUGAGUUUAUGUGAAGUGCAUUUCUUACUUUGAAUAAAGAGAUGGCUAUUUUCAAUGCUAUCUACAGCCGCAAUAUAGCUUUAGAGAAAAAAAUUCAACAGAUAUAAAAGAAGGAUCAUGUUAACGAUGGUAUUGCAAUAGAAACUAGUCUUUGCUGUCACCUGCAAUUAUAGCUUAAUCUCAAAUUGAUCUGAAAAUUUUAAAUUAAUAUUUCCUUUAUAUUAGUGUCCUAGCCUUUCUACUCCCAAUUCUCUUUCAUCUUUCAAAUGUAGAUAGCUUUAUAUCCUGAAAGCUGUUUUCAAAGUGAUUGUUGCCCAUAAGGGUAUUCAGUUUUGCACUGUGUUUAAAAAAAAAAAAGUCUAAAAAAAAUCUUUUGCAUUCAGAUGUGCCUAAAGAAACAAACUAACAAAUAUAUAUGCUGCCAUCUUGCAAAUUAGUAUGCUCUGUACUCCUGUGUGCCUAUAAUUAGAAGUCUGUUUCUUCAGAAAGUGCCCAUUGGAAAAUGAAGGGAUAGACUGCUGGUCAUGAGACUUGCAUUAACAAGCCACUUUAUGUAUCACCUUAUUGUAUAUACUAUAAAACAAAUGCUUUUGUGUGCACUAUGUAGCCUGUCAAUUGAAAGUCUUUUAUUUGGUAUAGGCUCAGCUGCCAUAGUGUAUUUGUUGAAGUAUUCUGUUCUUUCAAUGAUGCAUAUAAAAUUAUUGAUGUCUUUGUUUUGGUGUUUUAUUUGUUUGUUUGUUUGUUUUUUGUUUUUUUUUUUCCUCCCUUGUUUUGCACCUAAAAAAGUUCUUUAAAAGUCUAAAUGAAAAAUCUGGUAGGCCAGCUGAUUGGUGCAAGAUUUUUAUCAAUGUAUUUGAUGUUGAAAAUAAAGAAUUAACCAGAA
Messenger RNA from Columba livia (rock pigeon), 6986 nucleotides. RefSeq names its product estrogen receptor 1 (gene ESR1). Gene Ontology annotation, molecular function: estrogen response element binding; nuclear receptor activity; steroid binding. The record is from RefSeq and is a predicted model, not a curated record. Lineage: Eukaryota; Metazoa; Chordata; Aves; Columbiformes; Columbidae. The coding region runs from base 89 to 1954 and encodes 621 amino acids. The transcript is spliced from 9 exons. Gene Ontology annotation, cellular component: nucleus; chromatin. Gene Ontology annotation, biological process: estrogen receptor signaling pathway; regulation of transcription by RNA polymerase II; cellular response to estrogen stimulus.